AUGCCCAAAUGUUUUCUAUUGGGCUCAGAUCAGGGCUGUUUGCUGGCCAUGUCAUCACUGGCAGAUUCAUCUCUUCUUUGUAUUCUUUUGCCAAAUACCUUUAUGGCAGGCAUGCCAUCAGCAAUUACAAGUUUUCUCACUCCACCAGCCCAAAUGCACCCCCAGACCAUCACUGAGCCUCCUCUGCCUUAUACUCUUGGACAUACAUAG
This is a messenger RNA of Phycomyces blakesleeanus NRRL 1555(-), 210 nucleotides long. RefSeq lists its product as hypothetical. The transcript is spliced from 2 exons. NCBI's taxonomy places the organism in Eukaryota, Fungi, Mucoromycota, Mucoromycetes, Mucorales, Phycomycetaceae. The record is from RefSeq and is a predicted model, not a curated record. Bases 1 to 210 code for a protein of 69 amino acids.